AUGAAUAUGUAUGGAUGUUUGCUAUGCAAUUUCUUUAUUCACAAAAACUGUAUCUAUUUACCAAAGGUAAUAAAACUUACCUGUCACUCACAUCGCUUGUUUCAUACUUUUCAAGUUCUUGUCAAUAAGAAAAGCUGUCAAAUAUGUAAUCAACCACUUGUUUACGAAUAUGGAGGAUAUAUUUGUACACACAAGUCGUGUGAUUAUAAACUACAUUCAUAUUGUGCAACGGGUAAAGAGGUUUGGGAUGGCACAGAUGUCGAACAACAACCUGAAGAAGUUAGUACUUCUGAAGAUGUUGCCUUGUUAUCAUUGGUGGAUAUAGAUAGCAAGACAAGUCGCCAUUUUAGUCAUCAACAUAACCUGAUGAGACUUUGCAUCAAUGAUGAAGUUGAAGAUGGAGGGAUAUGCCAAGCAUGCAUCCUUCCCAUUGAAUUUGGUAGUUUCUUUGGUUGUAAAGAAUGUGAUUUUGCACUCCACAACACUUGUGCAAAACUUCCUCGAAAGAUGGAACACACGUUCCACCGCCAUCCGCUAAACCUAGAAGUGAACUUGAUGAACAUUAGAGAAGGGUUCUUCUAUUGUUCUAAAUGUGUACGAGCAUCAUGUGGCUUCGUGUAUCGGUGCUACGAAAGACAUUGUGAGUUUAAAAUGGACGCACGUUGUGCUUCCAUUUCUGAUCCAUUGUACAAUAGAGCGCACGAACACCCUCUCCAUCUGACAGACAGUGGUGCACGUUGUAACCAAUGCGACUUCACUUUGAAACCAGAACGCGCAACUCUACCAGUGUUGGUAAAGCACAAGUAUGACACUCAUCCCCUUACCCUAGGUUUUUUUGAAUCAAUCAGGUGGUCAGGGUUGCGUUGUAUAAUCUGUGAAGUAAAAAUCGAAGAUGGCUACUCGUAUUCCAUGGGUCACAACCCGGAUCUCUACGGAUGCACCGAAUGCAAAACCAUUAUGUGUGUUGAAUGCGCAAUAGGUAAAUAUCCAUAUCUGAAACCUGACGUUACGAUCAAAGUAAAUGGUUCUGAGUUUGAUACUGCAUCCAACUUCAGUCUUUCUCGGCCGAUAUGCCAUGCAUGUCAAGAUAUAUGCCAAGACAAACUGCACAAACGCAACCGGAGGAGACCGACUGCGUUAGGACCCGUGAGUCCAUUAGGAGGGAACACAAACGCAAUCGAGUCACACAAUGGAAACAACGAGAGAAGUAAAGUUAUAUUUUGA
This is a messenger RNA of Eruca vesicaria subsp. sativa (arugula), 1224 nucleotides long. The record is from the annotation of a GenBank genome assembly. NCBI's taxonomy places the organism in Eukaryota, Viridiplantae, Streptophyta, Magnoliopsida, Brassicales, Brassicaceae.